Gambusia affinis (western mosquitofish) is the source of this 2538-nucleotide messenger RNA. RefSeq names its product post-GPI attachment to proteins factor 2-like. The record is from RefSeq and is a predicted model, not a curated record. Gene Ontology annotation, cellular component: Golgi membrane; endoplasmic reticulum membrane. The coding region runs from base 621 to 1385 and encodes 254 amino acids. Gene Ontology annotation, biological process: GPI anchor biosynthetic process. NCBI's taxonomy places the organism in Eukaryota, Metazoa, Chordata, Actinopteri, Cyprinodontiformes, Poeciliidae. The transcript has 6 exons.
GACGCAGUCUUCCGGAGGCGUGGGCUAAUGCGAGCAUUGGAUUUAUAGGGGCUUUUAAAAAGGAAAAAAAAUAUGAAACUCAUACUGCACAGCGUAAAACACUUAAACAAGCCGUCACACAAACCAAGAGCGAACUGAUUAAGGACCAAACAAAUCGGUCAUUUGAUUGUUGUUUUUCAGCACCGCGGAGAGCGUCCAGAAACGAAGCGCUGCUGACGCAGUAUUUAAUUUCAUUAUGUUGCAUAACUUUGAUCAGUUGCUGUGAUCUGUUUUCGUUUAUUAUUAAAACGGUUUCUAUUAUUUUGACACAUCUUGUUCACGGCUCGCCGUCUCUUCCGGAAACUGCCAUUCUCCUCCCACUCAUGUUUUUCCUCCGGCUAUCUUCCACGCAAGGAUGACAGCAGCAUCCUUAGGCCUACUAUCAUCUGUUAGGAACAUCUGGAUAAAAUUAUAAAGAUGAACGUUUAGAAAUUGAAGAUGGCUGGAUGACGUCCCAGUCUCUUCUUCCUGGCUCGAUGGGAUCAGAGAUUUGCAGUUCCUUCGCACGCUGACAUUGUUAUUGUUGAGCCAGUUGUAACUGCAGCGCCUGCUGGGCAGCAGUGAGCUGGGUGGAGGAUAAAAUGAUCCAAGGCUCAAACAUUUUGGGCUAUGAGAGGCCCCUGGUCAUCAGGAUAUCAUUUGCCACUUGUAUUGUUGUUACUGUGUGCCUGCCACUGUUAGGACUCAUCACUUGCGUCUCUAUAUCCUCUCUCUUUCACUUUGAAGAUGCUACUGGUACACAUUGUCAGGUUCCCAACUACCUGCCAUCCAUCAGUGCCUCUAUUAGCCUCAGUCCUGAGUGCCACAUCUGGCGGUUCUGCAUUGGACUACACUCUGCUCCGAGGCUUCUGGUGGCCUUUACCUACUUCAGGUUUUACAAGUCCCGCUUUGCUGCCAGGUCCUCCGAGAGCGCACUCAGCUGCUUGAACUUGACCUUUUCCAUUUUUGAGAACCUGGGACUGCUGCUUCUUACAUAUGUGUCAUCUAAUGAGACAUACUUUGUGCACAAGGAAGGUUUCGUCCUCUUCAUUGUGAGUUCACUUAUCUACAUGCUGAUAACCUGCCGUUUGUGGAGAUCGAUUAAGAAGUAUUCAUUAAGUCCCGAGGAUGCCAAGUCUCAUCACUGGAAGGUUCGCUUCUUACUCCUCAAUGUUUGCUUUUGUGCUUUUGCUGGAUUCUUUUACUGGAAGCACAACAUGUACUGUGAAUCAGGAAGUUACACCUUUUUUGCGCUGUUUGAGUACCUUGUCGUCUUCUCCAAUAUGGCCUUCCAUCUGACAGCAGUGUGGGAUUUCAAGAGUCGGGAGGUUGUGGUCAUUUCCUCCUUUGAGGAUAAAGACUUCUGACUAGAACCUAAAGAUGAGCAAGAUAAAUGUGCCGGCACUAAACCACAAGACGAAGACAGCAGCAAUCCUGUUGAAGAAGAUUGGGAUGGGCUUUUCCACAUUUUUUCAUAAGGACUUGAGAUUUAAGAGCUUAAAGUGUGUUAAUGUCAGUCAAGUGCAAACAGAUGAUACACACAUAUAUACAUGAUGGAUGGAGAAACAGCUUUUGUUCCAAUGUUGCUUAUGGUUGCCUUCAAUUUCACACAUUAUUUUAGGUGAUGUGAAAUUUUACUUUGACAUCAAGCACAGCAAGUACUGUAUGUCUGCCAAAGUACAUUAUAUGUGUUUUAGUAAUCUGAAUACAUCCUCACAAGUAUUUGCUUCAAACACAGAAUUUUAUAUCCUAACCAAGUAUAUUAUUCAUAUUGUUGUUGAGACCUGGAAGUGGUGUUCCAGUCGUGUUUUAUAAUAAGCAUUUGAACCCAAAAUAAUAUUAGUUUCUCUGCUCAAGAAUAAACUUACUUUCAUUGAUCGCCAAUAAAAUGGCACAUACCUCCAGAUUGGCAUAGAUGACAAAAGUCAGAUGUUAUCUGUCAUUUGAACCUUUUACGUUACGUUUUGUUAAUAAAGCAUUUGUUAAGAAGGAACACCUUUGGCUGUGGAAUAUAACACUAACAGUGAUGCUUGUUUAAAAUAACAGUAAAUGUAUUACAUUGUGCCACUUCAAAUGUGCCGCAUUCACCCCUUAACAAUCUGCUUAUUUGUAAAUGAAACUCUUUUUUAUAGAGAUCUAAAAAAUUAUGUUUCAAUAAUUAAACAAUAGUGGUUUUGUGUGCUCUAUGAAUUAAACAAGAUUCCAUAUAUAUUAAAAUGUCUAAAAAUAUAGGAGCCUUUUUUAUUAUUUUUCCCUAUGAAUUGGAAAAACGGGAAUUUUAAACGAUUGCAGUGGAAAAAUCAUUCUCUUGAAGGGUUUUGCGAUGUUUUAUCGUGUCCACUAGAUGGCUCACUGUCUCUGCUCAUGAUUGUACGUCACGGAUGUUUUCCGUGGAGUAAUAUCUUCCACACCAUUAGUCUUGUCUGUUUUGUUGCUCAUUUGUGUUGUUAAUUUUGCUUGUUUGUAAACCCCUUUAUUAUCAAUAAAGAAGAAAAAAAUCUUCCACACCAUUACAUCAAA